Molecule: messenger RNA, 1187 nt
Organism: Benincasa hispida (wax gourd)
Lineage: Eukaryota; Viridiplantae; Streptophyta; Magnoliopsida; Cucurbitales; Cucurbitaceae
Product: Ribosomal protein L12/ ATP-dependent Clp protease adaptor protein ClpS family protein
Biological process (GO): translation
Cellular component (GO): ribosome
Molecular function (GO): structural constituent of ribosome; mRNA binding
Source: RefSeq, a predicted model, not a curated record
AUUUCAAAAUGUCAAGUAGUUUUGAGGGUCACUGUUGGACGGGGAAACCCUAAUCCUAAUGAAUUCAGACACCUGUAGGACGUCGGUGCUUCAAUGAAAGACGAUUUUCUGUGACUUGCGAAUAUUAUCGACGGUGUCCGCCAGAAACCCUAAUUCAUCGAAAUGCCAUCGAUUGCCUCCAAACUUCCGGCCAAAGCGUUAGUGAGACUUCUCACUGUCGCUCCAAGACCGUUGCUAGUUCGCUCCCUCAGCACCGUAUCCAAGGAACGCACCCAGAAACUCGAGAGGAUCGCCGAUGAGCUCCUCGACCUCACUAAAAUCGAACGACACGACUACGCCAUCCUCUUCCGGUUGAAAAUGGGUUUAAACAAGUACGGGCCUGCAGUUUCUGGGCUAAGCGCACCAGGUUCAGCCGCCGCCGGAUCUGCCUCUGCCGAAGCAAAAGAGGCUGAGAAAACCGUUUUUGAUAUAAAGCUCGAGAAAUUUGAUGCGGCGGCGAAGAUCAAGAUCAUAAAGGAGGUAAGGACGUUCACUGAUUUGGGUUUGAAGGAGGCUAAGGAUUUGGUGGAGAAGGUGCCGGUGGUGCUCAAGAAGGGAGUAACGAAAGAUCAAGGAAACCCAAUUAUUGAAAAGCUAAAGGAAUUGGGAGCUACUGCGGUACUGGAAUGACUUUUUUUUCUCCGUCAUUUCAUAUGUUCUUUUUGGAGUAAAAUAAUGCUGCCCUUGUUUGAGGACUAACGAAAAUUUUUCAAAGAGCCAAGAUUUAUGAAGAUUACAAUUCAAAAUCAUAUUGUUGCUUGACUUGAGAUUCAAAGUACAUUUGGUUUUUUUCCCUUUGGCAUUUCUCCUCCGGAUUUUCUAUGAGAAUCAGUUUCAUUCUGACGUUCUUAGGCGGACCUGAAGAAUUUAGCAAAUCUAUAAUCCCCAUGUAAACGAAGAGCACGAAUCUGUUCUAAAAGCUCUUCAUUUCUCUCUACUCAUGUGACAUGUGUGAUAUACGAAAAAUCUCUACUUUUAGUUUAGCAAAAUUUCCUUGAGAUGCGGGAAAAGCUAUAUGUAUUUUGUUCUUUCCUGAGAUUCUUGAAGAACAAUGAAACAGUUUUCAUUCCGCUGCUUCUCUUGUGGCCUUGAUUUGUUGGCGAAAAGUUGUGAAAGAAUUGAUCUACGGCUAUCAUUUUGUUGUAUAA